AACCAAAAAACACGAAGAAUCACAGUGAAAAAAAAGGUUCAUUAUUAUGUAUUGAAUGGCGCAGACUGUGUCAACUUCUUCACCUUGUUCCCUCGUGAACCCACUUUGUGGCUUAUUACUCACAUAACCAUCCAUUUUUCUUCUAUCCACUGGAACAAGACUAAGCUAGAGAUGGCGAUGGCGAUGGCGAAACAGCUUUGCCAUUUUCACCAUUUCUUCUUCGUUUUGCUCUUCUUUCUUGCCACCCGCCGUACACAUCAGUUACAACAUUCUCAGUCUUAUGCCCUUCUGAAAUUCCAGAAGCUUCUGGGGUACCCAUCAGCUCUAAGCAGCUUGAGAAGUACGAGAGAUUUCUGCAACAUCGAGCCCACCAGCUAUUUGACAAUAGUCUGCUAUGAGGACAAUGUAACGCAGCUUCAUGUUGUUGGUGAUAGUGGGCUUUCUCCUUUGCCUCAAAAUUUCUCUUCAGACUCUCUGUUUGCCACUUUGGGCACUCUUUCGAGCUUGAAAGUACUUUCUCUGGUUUCUAUGGGUGUCUGGGGUCCCAUACCUGAAAGCAUUUCUCAACUGUCUUCUCUGGAGAUUCUCAACAUUAGCUCAAAUCAUUUUAGUGGAGCCAUCCCAAACCAACUUUCUCUGUUGAAGAAUCUGCAAUCGUUGGUUCUUGGUGAUAACGAUUUCACAGGUGAAAUUCCCACGUGGAUAGGUUCGCUUCAAGGUUUAGCUGUGCUGAGUAUGAGAAGAAAUUUUCUUAGUGGGUCUGUACCAACUUCAGUUAAUGAUCUCCAAACUCUGAGGGUGCUGGAUCUAUCAAAUAAUCAUUUACAAGGUGAACUGCCCGGCCUUAGUAAUUUGAAAAAUUUACAAGUUCUUAAUCUGGAAAACAACACACUGGGACCCCAUUUUCCUUCUCUACCCACCAAGUUAGUUUCAUUAGUGCUUAGAAAUAACAGCUUCCGGUCUGGUAUACCUUCAAACUUAAGCUCUUACUACCAGCUUCAAAAGCUGGACCUUUCAUUAAAUGGAUUUGUGGGACCAUUCAUACCGUCUUUACUUUCUCUGCCUUCCAUCAAAUACCUGGAUGUUUCAACAAAUAAAUUUACUGGGAUGCUAUUCAGUAAUUAUUCUUGCAAUUCUAAUAUCCUUUUUGUGAAUCUAUCCUCAAAUCUCUUGAAAGGAGAACUUCCCAGUUGUUUGAAAGCAGAGAACGAAGUGGUUGCUUUGUAUGCUAGGAAUUGUUUUUCAAAUGAGGAUCAACAUCAGCACCCUCCCACCUUCUGUCAAACUGAGGCUCUGGCAGUGAAUGUAAUGCCUCAUGAACAGAAGCAGAGAAAAAGAACAACUGGUAAAGCGGUUCUUGUAUCAAGCAUGGGAGGAAUUGUUGGAGGAGCCCUUGUUUUUGGAGUGGUUUUUUUGGUCGUUGCACGAGUAAACAAAAAGGGCUCUGUGAAAGCACCUGAAGGAUCAACAUUGGAGCAAGUUAAAAGCCAGAUGAGUGAAAAGGAUGAUGAAGCUAAAACUCCCAGAACUGUUCUAUCAGUAAUGGAGAAUAUCAUCAGCCGAGUCCCUAAGCCUAACAAGGAAUCUGUGAGAACAAUUGCACGAUCGAUGAUGGAGCAAGUUGUUAACAGGGUUCAUCACAGACAUGUGAGACCUGCAAGGUCCAUAGUAGAGCACGCCUCAUCAGUGAACACAGCAAAACUGCUCACGGAUGCAAGGUAUAUCUCCCAAACGAUGAAGAUGGGUACCAGCCUUCCUGCUUAUAGGACGUUUGCUUUGGAUGAACUCAAGGAGGCCACAAACAAUUUUGAUGCAUCAUGUUUUAUAAGUGAAGGUGCGCGUGGUCAGAUCUACAAAGGGUCACUCUCUGAUGGAACUCAGAUUGCUGUAAGAAGUUUGAAAAUGAAGAAAAGACAUGGCCCUCAGAGCUAUAUGCAUCACAUUGAAUUGAUUUCGAAACUGAGGCACCCACACUUGGUCAGUGCUCUAGGACAUUGCUUUGAGUGCAACAACGAUGAUCCAAGUGUCAGCAGUAUAUAUCUCAUAUUUGAGUUUGCACCAUAUAAAAGUUUAAGAGGCUGCAUAUCCGCAGGACCUUCUGGAGCAAAGCUUUCUUGGGCACAGAGAAUAGCAGCUGCAAUUGGAGUUGUUAAAGGCAUUCAAUUUUUGCACACUGGGACAGUGCCUGGAUUGUACUCAAAUAAUCUGAAGAUAACAGAUAUUCUACUGGAUAACAAUCUCAAUGUCAAAAUAUGCAGCUAUAAUCUUCCUCUAUUGGCUGAAAAUAAGACCGUGGUGGGGAAUGGAACUUUUUCCUCUGUAGUUAAAGGAAAUGUUCAAGCAAGGACAAAGGAUGGCGAUAAAAAUGAUGUCUACGAUUUUGGUGUAAUCUUACUUGAAAUCAUUCUAGGACGUACAAUCCUGUUCCAUAAUGAAGUUGGAACACUAAAGGAUCUCUUACAAGUAAGCCUAGCAACUGAUGAUAUAGCUAGAAGGAGCAUUGUUGAUCCAGUAAUUCAUAAGCAAUGUUCAGAUGAAUCAAUGAAGAGGAUGAUGGAGUUAUGUGUGAGAUGCGUCUCAGAAGAUCCUACUGAUAGACCUUCUGUGGAAGAUGCUCUCUGGAAUCUGCAGUUUGCGGCACAGGUUCAGAAUUCAUGGGGAAGAGACUCCAUUGAUACUGGAGAAUCACCUGCUUCACCUGCCCAAGAAACACAAAGUUCCUAAAUUGCAUGAUCAUAAGUACAAGGACUGAGGAACGUGUUCAUAUAUGGUAUUAAGAAUGUAGUGACUUGUAGUUAUGGAUAAAAUGAUAUCAGAGCGUUGAAGGACAAGUUCAGGGAUGAAUUUUUUAUGUUUAAUCUAGAUGGUGUUCAUAUGUGAAUUCUGUUUCUAUACCCA
Molecule: messenger RNA, 2898 nt
Organism: Neltuma alba
Lineage: Eukaryota; Viridiplantae; Streptophyta; Magnoliopsida; Fabales; Fabaceae
Product: probable inactive leucine-rich repeat receptor-like protein kinase At3g03770
Exons: 7
Coding region: 172-2724 (850 amino acids)
Biological process (GO): protein phosphorylation
Molecular function (GO): protein binding; ATP binding; protein kinase activity
Source: RefSeq, a predicted model, not a curated record